This is a messenger RNA of Papaver somniferum (opium poppy), 2001 nucleotides long. Its product is annotated as probable flavin-containing monooxygenase 1. The record is from RefSeq and is a predicted model, not a curated record. The coding region runs from base 268 to 1827 and encodes 519 amino acids. Lineage: Eukaryota; Viridiplantae; Streptophyta; Magnoliopsida; Ranunculales; Papaveraceae. Gene Ontology annotation, molecular function: flavin adenine dinucleotide binding; N,N-dimethylaniline monooxygenase activity; NADP binding. The transcript is spliced from 4 exons.
AAACUUGAAAGGAAACAUGUUGACUUGCAACUUGGGAGCUGGGAUAGCUCUUUCGGCAAAAUAAUACUAUAUGUUUAAACAGUGUAUCAAAAUACAUCUGCAGCUGCGCAGCAUUUAACAAAGCCGAGAUGGACCGCAACAAACUCCACAAUGAAGACAAAUAGACAAAAUUAUUGAAAGGAGAUAUUGGGUGACGAUAAUCAGAUUCAGAAUCAGAACAACCCUCACUACCCACUAUCUUCAAAUCAUUCAACAGUUGCAGGUUUAAUGGAGAGAAGGGUUGGGAUAAUUGGAGCAGGAAUAAGUGGGCUAUUAGCUUGUAAGUAUGUUCUUGAGAAAGGAUUUCAACCCAUUGUUUUUGAAUCACAACCCGGUCUUGGUGGAGUUUGGACUCAAACAGUUGAAACAACAAAACUUCAAACAGCAAGACAAGCUUUUGUGUUCUCUGAUUUUCCAUGGUCUACUUCAGUUGAAGAAGAUUAUCCAGAUCAUAAUCAAGUUGUAGAGUAUUUAGAAUCUUAUGCUCUUCAUUUUGGUUUACUUCCUUACAUCAAAUUCAACACCAAAGUUGUCAACAUUGACUAUUUAGUACAAGAAGGCCAAGAUAUGCUCUCAUGGAGUCAUUGGGGUGGUUCAGAUCAGGCUUUCAGUAAUCCCAAAGGUAAAUGGGAGAUUACUACUGAUCAUCAGGCUUAUGAAGUAGAAUUUGUGAUUCUUUGCAUUGGGCGGUUCUGUGGAGUUCCAAAUAUUCCUGAUUUCCUACCAAAUAAAGGUCCAGAUGUAUUUACCAAAGGUAAAGUUAUGCAUUCUAUGGAUUACUCUGCCAUGGAUGAUGCUGAUGCUGCCGAAUUCAUCAAAGGAAAACGUGUUACAGUCGUUGGACUUCAAAAAUCAGCUUUGGAUAUUGCUACUGAGUGCGCCAUAGCCAACGGAGUGGAAAAUCCUUGUACAUUGAUAUUCAGAAGUGGACAUUGGAAUGUACCUGAUUAUCUUCCCUGGGGUGUCUCUCUUGCUUCACUCUACCUUAAUCGUUUCUCUGAGCUUAUGUUUCAUAAACCUGGUGAAGGACUGUUUCUUAGUCUCUUAGCUACCGUGCUUUCACCUCUGAGGUGGGCAAUUUCGAAAUUUGUUGAAAGCUAUAUCAAAUCCAAAUUUCCUCUGAAGAAAUACAAUAUGGUACCAGAUAAUAGUUUCUCUCAAGAAAUUUCAUCUUGCUUGCUCGCCUUGGUACCCGAAAAAUUCUUUGAUAGAGUGGAAGAAGGAAGCAUCAUACUGAAGAAGUCAAAGGGGUUUAGCUUCUACAAAGACGGGUUGGUAUUUGACGACGAUGCAGGAGCCACUCUAGAAACAGAUGCAGUGAUCCUUGCUACCGGUUAUAAAAGUGAUGAAAACCUCAAAAGGAUCUUCAAAUCUCCCACAUUUCAAAAUUACAUUAUGGGUUCGUCAAACUCCACCAUUCCGUUAUACAGAGAAUGUAUUCACCCGCGAAUUCCCCAACUGGCAGUAAUUGCGUUUUCUGAGAGUCUGGUGAAUUUGUAUACAUCAGAAAUGAGGUGUCGGUGGUUAGCACAUCUUCUGGAUGAUGGGUUCAGGUUGCCAAGUAUAAUAGAGAUGGAGAAAGAUAUCUUGAAAUGGGAAAAAUACAUGAAGCGUUACUGCGGUCAGUACUACAGAAGAUCUUGCAUUGGCGCGGUGCACAUUUGGUACAAUGAUCAGCUAUGUAAGGAUAUGGGUUUUAAUCCAAAGAGGAAGAAGGGAUUUUAUGCAGAACUGUUCGAGCCUUACGGAACCAUGGAUUACGCAAAUCUUACUCAUAGUAAAGAUUGAAGGAUUGCCCAAUCCUUGUAAAUUGUAAUACGACUUGUGUGGUUUUGGACCUUGUAUAUGGUGGCCCUCAGAUAUUUGGCAUCGGCCUCAUAAAAACACAGGCAUUUCAGAUUUGAUUUGUAAGCUUUGUUUAGAUAUCCUCGUUUCAGCACUGAAUAUAUUACCAGUUGGGUG